This is a messenger RNA of Kogia breviceps (pygmy sperm whale), 969 nucleotides long. RefSeq names its product selenoprotein P (gene SELENOP). Gene Ontology annotation, cellular component: extracellular region. The record is from RefSeq and is a predicted model, not a curated record. Lineage: Eukaryota; Metazoa; Chordata; Mammalia; Artiodactyla; Physeteridae. Gene Ontology annotation, molecular function: selenium binding. Gene Ontology annotation, biological process: selenium compound metabolic process.
ACAUAUGGAAGGAGCCUGCAUCCCUGAGUUAAAGCUUAGAAGAAAUCCACCUGGGAGAGCCACCCAAUCAACAUCAGAAUGACAGCCCCAGCAAUGUGGAGAGGCCUGGGGCUGGCCCUGGCUCUUUGUCUCCUCCCCACGGGAGGAACAGAGAGCCAGGGGCAAAGCUCCUUUUGUAAGCAACCUCCAGCCUGGAGCAUAAAGGAUCAAGACCCCAUGCUGAACUCCUAUGGUUCAGUGACGGUGGUUGCUCUUCUUCAAGCCAGCUGAUACCUGUGCAUACUGCAGGCAUCUAGAUUGGAAGACCUGCGAGUAAAACUGGAGAAAGAAGGAUAUUCGAACAUCUCUUAUGUUGUUGUCAAUCAUCAAGGAAUCUCUUCUCGAUUAAAAUAUGUGCAUCUUAAAAAUAAGGUUUCAGAGCAUAUUCCUGUUUACCAACAAGAAGAAAACCAAACAGAUGUCUGGACUCUCUUAAAUGGAAAGAAAGAUGACUUCCUCAUAUAUGACAGAUGUGGCCGCCUUGUAUAUCAUCUUGGUUUGCCUUAUUCCUUCCUAACUUUCUCAUAUGUAGAAGACUCCAUUAAGGCUGUUUACUGUGAAAGUAAAUGUGGAAACUGCUCUCUCAAGACACUGGAAGAUGAAGGCUUCUGUAAAAAUGUGUCUUUGGCUACUGAGAAAAAACCAACCGAGGCUUCACAGCCUCAUCACCAUCACCAUCACCAUCACCAUCUUGAGAACGGUCAUCUUUCAGAGUAUCCAGUACCAGAAGCACCCGAUGACCCUGAACAUACCCCUCCUUCAGGUCUUCAUCGCGACCAUAGGCACAGGGGUCACCAACGACAGGGUCACUCAGAGAACUGAGAUACAUUACAACUGCCUCUUCCACAAAAGAAGCUCUGACUAAGGGGAUGCAUAAAUCAGUUACUCUGAAAAUUUCCCAAAGAUUCAGAAUCAGCUCUGAGUAGCUGA